Messenger RNA from Wyeomyia smithii (pitcher-plant mosquito), 2076 nucleotides. RefSeq lists its product as uncharacterized. The coding region runs from base 1 to 2076 and encodes 691 amino acids. Gene Ontology annotation, biological process: DNA integration. Gene Ontology annotation, molecular function: nucleic acid binding. NCBI's taxonomy places the organism in Eukaryota, Metazoa, Arthropoda, Insecta, Diptera, Culicidae. The record is from RefSeq and is a predicted model, not a curated record. The transcript has a single exon.
AUGAAUACGAAUGCAACGAAGCGAUAUUCAGCAGCCCUGGGUGGAAGACCCAAAUGUGCUCUGGUUGCCGCAAAAACGAAGGCCGCGCCGCUAAAACCGCUUACCAUCCCACGUCUGGAGCUGCAAGCGGCGAUGAUCGGGGCAAGAUUGAUGAAUUCCACCCUAAGUUCAUUAGACUUCGAAGUAAGCAAGCAUUUCUUCUGGACCGAUUCUUCAACGGUUCUCAGCUGGUUACGCUCCGAUAGUCGACGCUACCACCAGUUUGUAGCCUUCCGAGUAGGAGAAAUCCUCACUACCACUAACGUGGAUGAGUGGCGUCACGUUCCGUCGAAAGUAAACAUCGCCGACGUAGCCACGAAAUGGAAAGACGGGCCAUGUUUCGACCCAAAUGAUCCGUGGUUUAGUGCUCCGGAAUUUCUGUACCAAACCAAAGAGAAGUGGCCGCCAGAGGCACCAGAAAAGCUGACAGAGACUGAAACCGAACUACGUGCCGCUUUCCUGUUUCACGGUAUAAUACCGCAAAUUGCGGUGAAAUUCAAUAGGUUUUCCAAGUGGAAUCGACUACUGAGGACGACAGCUUAUGUUCUACGAGCUGUGCGUAGAUUCAGAGGAGAGAAGCCGUCCAAUCCGUAUAUUUUGUCGCAGAAAGAGUUAGCUGACGCAGAAACCGCCAUAUGGACACAGAUUCAAGCCGAAACAUAUCCAGACGAGUACGCGAUUCUGCAGCGCAAUCUAGCGAGUCCCCUAAAUCACGUUCCUAUCCCAAAAUCGAGUCCACUAUAUGGUCUUUCAGCGUUUCUAGACGAGCGUGGCGUCAUCCGAAUGAACAGCAGGAUUUCUACUGCACCGUCUCUGACGAAGGAUAUGAAGUAUCCGAUCGUGCUACCGAGGAAGCAUAAUGGCGUCUACCUCCUAGCUGAAAGCUACCAUCGGAAAUUUCUUCACGCAAACCGCGAGACUGUCGGUAAUAAGAUGCGUCAGCGGUUCUGGAUACCGGGUCUACGAGUUUUGAUCCGUCAGCGUUCGAAGAAAUGUAUGACCUGCCGUGUUAGGAAAGCUGAACCAGCACCUCCAAUGAUGUCAGCACAUCAAACGUUCCGAGUGACAGGAAUGGUUAGACCGUUCACACACACUGGAGUGGACUACUUGGGACCAAUACUGGUGAAGCAAGGCCGCAGCUUGGCUAAAAGGUGGGUGGCGUUAUUCACCUGCCUCACAAUACGCGCCGUACAUUUGGAGGUAGUUCACAGCCUGUCCACUCAGUCCUGCGUGAUGGCGAUCAGGCGAUUCGUAGCACCAGAGUCCUUCUACAGCGACAACGGGACGAAUUUUCUGAGAGCAAACAACCUGCUACGAGUUCAGAUCCAGAAUAACCACGAAGACUGUGCGAUGACAUUUACGAACAGUAAUACAAGCUGGAACUUCAAUCCACCAUCAGCACCGCAUAUAGGAGGCUCCUGGGAGCGCAUGGUGCGCUUCGUGAAGCUGGCCAUAGCGGCCAUUGCGGAUCACCCCCAUCAUCCUAGCGACGAGGUUUUGGAAACUGUGGUUCUCGAGGCAGAGUCGAUCGUCAAUUCCAGACCACUUACAUACAUUCCCCUGGAGUCUACGGAGCAGGAGUCACUCACGCCAAACCACUUUCUGCUAUUUGGCACCAAGGGCAUAUCUCAACCAGGGAUAUCUAUGAAGGUGGAAGGAAAUACCCUACGGGACAGCUGGCGCUUAGCGCAGUGCUUGGUGAAUCAUUCCUGGAGUCGCUGGAUUCGAGAAUACCUGCCAACCAUAACCAGGCGUACCAAGUGGUUUGAACCGGUCAAGCCGUUGGAAGCAGGAGACCUCGUUCUUGUCAUCGAGAAUGGAAAGCGCAACGGAUGGUUACGAGGCAGAGUUGUAGACGUGAUGAAGGCGAAGGAUGGACAAGUUCGGCGAGCAUUCGUGAUGACGAAGUAUGGGCUGCUCAACAGGCCUGCAGUGAAGUUGGCAGUUCUGGAUCUUCAGACACCUGGGGAUGGUCCGGAACUUCACGGGCAGGGGGAUGUUACGGACGUUAGCCGUACGCUCCACAGAGGAGAGUGA